AUGUCUUCCAUGUUCUGCUGCUCCUCUAUCGUUCCUUACCGAGGAUCCCUCUUGAUGCACGAAAGCAAGUUCCAGCGAUUCAUGACCUGGGCUCAGCGAUCGAAGUCCUCUCCUGUGGCUAACUCGGCCUCGUACUUCCAAACUCCCGCUCAUAUCCCCGAGUUUGCAGUACAGCUCGUCCAGCAAAUUAAUUACGGCCCUGUUGAGUCCAAACGCUAUUUCAUCCCAUCCACGAAUGAUUCCACCGACGGCAACUGUGGUUUCCUAGAGGUUACCGAGCAAGAUCUGAUCAUCGGCAACUUUCAGAAGUUGAAUACAUAUAAGAACUUCAAAUGUACCACUCACAACAAGUUCUUUGAGCUUAACAUUUACCAGAAAAACCCUAUCAACAAGCAUCACUGGAGGUUCAAUAUCGCUCGUCCAUCUACCGAUAUUGAUAUCUGA
Molecule: messenger RNA, 444 nt
Organism: Penicillium chermesinum
Lineage: Eukaryota; Fungi; Ascomycota; Eurotiomycetes; Eurotiales; Aspergillaceae
Exons: 2
Coding region: 1-444 (147 amino acids)
Source: RefSeq, a predicted model, not a curated record